AUGUACGGAGAGACUAUCGAAAAGUUUAUAGAUAUGCUUCGAAAAAAGCAAAUUAUUUUCAUUUCAAAUGGAGAAGUGAAAGGAAUAAACCCAGCUUUUCCAAGUAUCCACAAGUCACUAGAAUUAGUACUAACAAAAGACGUAUCGAUCAAAAAAACACCAACAGGAUUCCACUUAGAGAACAUAGUUAACAACUUUGUGCCAUUUGAAGAAGCAUUUUUCAUGAAAGAUGCAACAAAAAUUAAUAUUCUAGCAAUAACAACUAAUGUGAAGCCGGCAAUCAACUAUAUUACAAGACACAACAAAUCAGACAAUAGGAGGGAAAUCACACUUAUGGAUAUAAGUGGAAUGCCAAUGCGUGCAACUUUAUUUGGAGAUUUGGCUACAAAUGAAGGAUCAAUUCUUGAAGCAGAAAUCAAAUAUAAGCCUGUAAUAGCAUUAUCAGAUUUUAAAAUCUCUAUAUAUCAAGCUGCAAAAGCAAAAGGAUCUCCAUCAACACUUUUUAAAAAUGUCAAGGAAAUUCAUAUUAGUGAUAUUAUGCAAACAUCACAAAAUUCGAUACAGGCACAAUAUUGCAUAUUUAAGGAAAAGAUAACUACUAUUUUAAAUAGGCUCGAGCCAUGGUUCUAUUCUUGCAAAGGCUGUGACAAGAAGGUUGAUAAAAAUGUUAGUAAAGAGUGUCUGAAUGACAAAUACCGCAGAAUCAUUGAUGACCCAGUACCAAGGUACUUAGUUAAGAUUCUCGUGGAAAAUGACACGGAUAAUGCAAGAGUAACACUCUUUGACGCAGCAGAAACUCUUAUUGGAUGCAAAAUUGGCAAUGUCUCCGCGUCGAUCUCGUCCCCGGAGGAGCCGUUCUCGUUCACAGCAUAG
This is a messenger RNA of Asparagus officinalis (garden asparagus), 873 nucleotides long. RefSeq names its product replication protein A 70 kDa DNA-binding subunit D-like. NCBI's taxonomy places the organism in Eukaryota, Viridiplantae, Streptophyta, Magnoliopsida, Asparagales, Asparagaceae. The transcript has 7 exons. The coding region runs from base 1 to 873 and encodes 290 amino acids. The record is from RefSeq and is a predicted model, not a curated record.